AUGUCAGGUGAGGUUGUUCAUAUCACAGUGCUGACCGCGAAAUACACCCAAGUAGGUACAUCAAGUGGUCAGUAUCAAUGUUACCGCAGUGUACCAGAUACAGACGCUACACUAUCAUUUGGUAGAUCAGCACCCAUAACAACAGGCAUAUCACCACCAGGAGAUGUGCGACACAAGACAUCUAAACAAAUAAGAGUGGUCAGCUUCCCCACAGCCGAAUGGGAUAGAGAUGGUUUCGGUCCUUUCUACUGUGAGGCUUCUAAACCUGCUCGAGAUGUUACAAGGGUUACUACAUUUUUCAAACGAUUUGAUGCUAAAUUCAAUUCAAGGGAUGACUUGUUUACAAAGACAGUCAAUGUGAAUGACACUGAAGUGAUGAUCAGCAUGACUAGUCUUAAUAAUCCUGAUGAGGUUGACAAUGUGAUUACUUGGAUGAAAGAUGGAAGUGAGGUUCUUACAUCAUUUGAUGGGCAGACUCAGAUCAGCUUCCCAAACCCAAUCCAGACAUCAGACCAAGGAAUCUAUGAGAUCUACUAUUAUAACGAGAGGAAUCAAAAUAGAGGAGGACUAUACAGGCUCAUCGUCAGAGAAUGCCCUGCUGGUAAGUGGGGUCCCCCUGAGUGUUAUGGUAUCUGUGAUAAAUGCUACAAUGGUGGAGUCUGUGAUGACAAGUCUGGUCUAUGUAUCUGUCCUAACAACUUCAAAGGACCCAAUUGUUUAGAAAGUUGUACUAGUGGUACAUAUGGUGCAGGAUGUUCACAGACAUGUCACUGUGCAGGCGGUGGUUCAUCAUGUAAUAUCUACAGUGGAAUAUGUACAGGUGGAUGUCAGAUUGGCUGGUCUGGGGACAACUGUCAAAUUCCUGAUGAAUGUGAAGACGGUUACUAUGGAUCUCAAUGCACUGAUAAAUGUCAUUGCUUGAACGAUAAACCAUGUGAUAAAGAUACUGGAGGCUGCCCUGAGCAGAAGUGUGCUCUAGGAUACAAAGUACGCAAUGGCGGGGUCAAAUGUCAAGCAACCUGA
Strongylocentrotus purpuratus (purple sea urchin) is the source of this 1023-nucleotide messenger RNA. Its product is annotated as tyrosine-protein kinase receptor Tie-1-like. The transcript has 7 exons. The record is from RefSeq and is a predicted model, not a curated record. NCBI's taxonomy places the organism in Eukaryota, Metazoa, Echinodermata, Echinoidea, Camarodonta, Strongylocentrotidae. Gene Ontology annotation, molecular function: scavenger receptor activity. Bases 1 to 1023 code for a protein of 340 amino acids.